Molecule: messenger RNA, 1647 nt
Organism: Sclerotinia sclerotiorum 1980 UF-70
Lineage: Eukaryota; Fungi; Ascomycota; Leotiomycetes; Helotiales; Sclerotiniaceae
Exons: 4
Coding region: 1-1647 (548 amino acids)
Molecular function (GO): oxidoreductase activity, acting on paired donors, with incorporation or reduction of molecular oxygen; heme binding; iron ion binding
Source: RefSeq, a predicted model, not a curated record
AUGGCGUACUCUUCAUUAUUGCUCGUUAUUUCUGCUGUGAUUUUUGCAUGUUAUAUUUCUUAUGGCCGUCUUUCCAAAAAGGUCAAAAUACCUGAUGGCGCCAAGUCAUUGCCGGGUCCAAAAGGAUAUCCGGUCAUUGGUUCAGUUCCUGAUCUCGACCCAAAGAAUCCAUGGAUGAAGAUGGUGGAUUGGAGUAGGGAUUAUGGUGCCAUUUUUCAAGUCAACCUAAAUGGAGACAACACUGUCUGGAUUACCUCUCACAAAAUUUGUGAAGAACUGUUUGUCAAGAGAGGAGCCAUCUACUCGGAUAGACCAUUCCUUGCGGCUAUUGGAGAUGAUUGCAGAUACAGCAAUAGAUAUAUUCCUCUUGUUACCUACGGAGAGGACAUGAAGCGUAUAAAAAACUGGAUGAAAAACACCAUGUCCAGUAUGCCACCCGAUCGUCUCAAGGCACUUUCUCAAAAAGGCGCCGCAACAUUCGUUACCCGCCUAGUCGCCGAGCCCCACCUCUUUAAACAAUUCUGCGAAGAAUGUACAGCCCAAAUCUCCGGUCAAAUGGCCUGGAACGAUUCUCGUCUUUCCACCGCCAAAGAAACCAUCAUGCGAGCCAACCAACUUCUCCGCCGCAUCUCCGCCGACGGUGACAUCCAAAACAAACUACCCUUCCUCCGCAAAUUUCCAGAAUGGGUUCCAGAUUUUCUGCAACCAUGGAAAGUCGAAGAACGCGUACGUUUUCUACGAGAGAGAAAUUUCUGGUUUGGGCAAAAAGAGGCAGUGAGGAAGUCGCUUCAAAGUGAGAAGCCGAAUGCUUCUUGGAUGGCGAGACAUCUUACAAUGCCUACUACUCCUAAUCUGGAUGAGGAUAAUACGUACUCGGUGGGUAUGUUGGCUUUGAUUGGUAGUAUCCUCACGUCGUCACCUAUCCAAAGUUUCUUUCAUGCUAUGAUUGUUAGCCCGGAGUGGCAACGUAAGGGACAAGAGGAAGUAGAUAGAGUGUGUGGGGAACGACCACCGACUUAUGAAGAUAUUCAAAACAUGCCUGUAGUGAGGGCAAUCAUCAGGGAGAUAUUCAGGUGGAGAAGUCCAGCUCCUGCAGGGGUUCCUCAUGUCCUCACACAAGAUGACAUAUACGAAGGCUACUACAUCCCCAAAGGCACUACCUGUUUUGCCCUCGAAUGGGGUCUAUGCCGAGACCCGGUCCUCUACCCCGAUCCCGAGAACUUCCGCCCGGAGCGCUGGCUCUCUUCCGAAUAUCCCACAUACCGAGAACCACUUACUCAUUGGCCCUCGAUCAAAUCCCAGCAUGGAUUUGGCUGGGGAAGACGCGCUUGCAUCGGACAGGAUUAUGUAGAGAUGGUGCUGUUUACAGUUAUAGCGACGAUAUUGUGGAGUGUAGAUAUUAGGAAGAAGAAGAAUGAGAAGGGUGAGGAUAUUGAGGUGCCGUGGUAUGAUUAUACGGCCUAUGUUAUUGUUAGGCCGGAGUGGUUUGCUUUUGAUGUUGUGGAGCGGAGGGGCGAAGGGCCGGAUGCACCGAUCAGAGCUGAGUUGUUGAAGGGUAAUGCGGAUAUGGAGAUGGUUAGUGGGGAGGAUGGAAUGUUUAAUGGGAAAGCGGUUGGAUAUGAGAAGAGAGAGAUUUCGUUAAAAUGA